UUUGGGAACUUUUUGUGUUGGCUAUGCAGAAUUGUUUUCCAAAGAAAGAUUGAAUUGCAUUGAAGAAAAAAGAUUGUAUUUUUGGGGCAAUGGAUGGGAAGAGAUUUGUUGUAUGCUGUUUGAAUUUGGAGAUUUUGGUGUGGAUUCUUUUAGCUUUUGCUGUACAGCUUUCAGAUGAAGCUAACCCUGGAGAUGUUGCUGCAAUUAAUAACUUAUAUGCUUCUCUGGGAUCGCCAUCCCUUCCGGGCUGGGAUGCUGUUGGUGGAGACCCAUGUAAUGGACUUUGGCAAGGGGUCGAAUGCGACAAUGGAAACAUACUGACAAUUCGACUCAAUGCUGCUAACUUGGGAGGUGAACUUGGGGAUAACUUAGGCUCAUUUUCUUCUCUCAAAAUAAUAGAUCUGAGCAACAACCAUAUUGGCGGAAGCAUUCCGUCUAAUCUGCCAGUUACCUUGCGGAAUAUUUUUCUUUCAGCUAACGCAUUCACUGGAAGUAUCCCUACUUCUUUGUCUUCCCUGAGUCAACUUUCAGCUAUGUCUCUGAAUGGCAACCAUUUGACUGGAGAAAUUCCUGAUUCCUUUCAAGGCCUUACCGCUUUGGUCAAUCUUGAUUUGUCAAGUAACAAUUUAAGUGGAUCAUUGCCACCAUCUGUAGGAAAUUUGUCUUCAUUGACCACUCUAUAUUUGCAGAAUAAUCAGCUUUCUGGAACUCUUGAUGUUUUGCAGGAUCUUCCCCUUGCAAAUUUGAAUGUGGAAAACAACUUGUUUUCUGGGCCCAUACCUCAAAAGUUGUUCUCUAUUCCCAAUUUCAAAAAAGAUGGAAAUCUUUUCAACAGUAGUACUGCUCCUUUACCUCCACCCACAUCAUCAACAGCACCUCCCAUUUCUGGGUCUCCAACUUCAGCACAGACGCCAUCUUCUCAAAGCAAACCUAAAACACAGGCCGAUGGACCAUCAGCAUCUGCAGAAUCAAGUUCAACAGGAAAAAAAAAGUCUUUAUCUGUUAAAAGGGUGGUCUGGAUAUCAAUUGCAGCAGUUUUGUCAUUUAUCAUAUUGGUUUUAGCAAUCCUUCUCUGUCUGCCAAAGUGCCUCAGGAAAUGGCACGAGACUCAAAGAACCCCCAAACACCAUGAAAUAGCCCCUUAUAUGGGUGCUAGAGAGAAUCUUGGAGAUAGUGGUUCAUUAGUCCAACCUGGCCAUGAUAUAGAAAAAGCUCCCCUAGUUGUGACGACAAAAGAAAAGCAACCAAGAAGACCGGCUCCCAUUCCAAAGCCACAAGAUGAGCAGCAGGUAAAUGUGCAAACCAUGAGUGCUGUGCCAAAGAAGGAUGAUAGUGAGAUAAACCUUGGCAGAUUGGAUAUUGAUUUGACGCCACCACCUCCGCCUCCUCCUCCUCCGCCUCUGCCUCCGCCUACUCUUCCACAAGAGAGAGUUAUUGUCGAGCCGAUUGCGCCUGCUGAAGAUACAGCAACGAGGCUUCCAACCAGGCCACUUCCACUAACUUCUGUGAAAUCUUACACAAUUGCAUCACUUCAGCAAUACACUAAUAGCUUCUCUCAAGAUAAUCUGUUGGGAUCAGGAAUGCUGGGUAGUGUAUACAGGGUGGAGCUUCCUAAUGGAAAGUUGCUUGCUGUCAAAAAACUGGACAAAAGAGUUUGUGAUCAACAAAAGGAUGAUGAGUUUCUUGACCUAGUAAACAAUAUUGACAGAAUUCGUCAUGCUAAUGUUGUUGAGCUGAUGGGCUAUUGUGCAGAGCAUGGUCAAAGGCUUCUGGUCUAUGAGUAUUGCUGUAACGGGACACUACAAGAUGCACUGCAUUUCGACGAUGAAUUCAAGAGACAACUUUCAUGGAAUACUCGCAUGAGGAUGGCUCUUGGAGCUGCAAGAGCUUUAGAGUAUCUCCAUGAAGUCUGCGAGCCACCUAUUAUUCAUAGAAACUUCAAGUCUGCCAAUCUUCUGCUUGAUGAGGAGUUGGCCGUACAUGUUUCAGAUUGUGGUUUGGCUCCACUUAUAUCAUCUGGUGCUGUGAGUCAGUUGUCGGGACAACUUCUCACAACAUAUGGCUACGGUGCUCCCGAAUUUGAGUCAGGGAUUUACACUUCCCAAAGUGAUGUUUACAGUUUUGGUGUGGUGAUGCUGGAACUAAUAACAGGCAGAAUGUCAUAUGACCGGACACGGAGUCGAGGAGAGCAGUUCUUGGUCAGGUGGGCAAUCCCUCAGCUACAUGAUAUUGAUCUCUUGACAAGGAUGGUUGAUCCUGCUCUCGAUGGAAAAUACCCCAUUAAAUCACUAUCACACUUUGCUGACAUAAUUUCCCGCUGUGUUCAGCAUGAGCGAGAAUUCAGGCCACCAAUGUCUGAAGUUGUUCAGGACCUCAUACAAAUGAUAAGAAGAGAAUCUCACAAAAGAUCUGAUGGUGAAUGAUUUGAGUUAGACGCGCAUACUGGGAAUUCAGCCGGUGAGAAACUAAGAUUAUUUCUUCUUCGAAGGAGCUGAGAUACUCGGAAAAAGAAAGGCGGUUUGCAGGCCAAGCACCGUGCUAAAGACAACUUCAAACUGAAGCAAAAUGCACCUCAAAGAAGUGCGAUUCAUGAAAAUACCAACACAUGCAGGCGACUUAAUGACCUGUAAAAACAGCUUGCUCAUCUGAUUCUUGUCAAGCUGCAUCAUUUUAAUGUUCAUUUAGGCUUACAUGUGAGCACCAAUGCAUAUAAUUCAUUGAUCUUGACAAAAUGGUAUAUUUUCUUGAAGUUGUAUAUCUUUACUUGCUGCAACAUGUACAAACUUCAUUUGGUUCUACAAUGAUACCUUCAUUCUUUCUCAUGUACUUGUUGCACAUGCCAAAGUUAUUUACUACUAGUCAUUACCUAAGGAGUUGGAGACCUAC
Solanum verrucosum is the source of this 2886-nucleotide messenger RNA. Its product is annotated as protein STRUBBELIG-RECEPTOR FAMILY 3-like. The record is from RefSeq and is a predicted model, not a curated record. The coding region runs from base 90 to 2423 and encodes 777 amino acids. Gene Ontology annotation, biological process: protein phosphorylation. Lineage: Eukaryota; Viridiplantae; Streptophyta; Magnoliopsida; Solanales; Solanaceae. The transcript is spliced from 16 exons. Gene Ontology annotation, molecular function: ATP binding; protein kinase activity; receptor serine/threonine kinase binding.